Messenger RNA from Camellia sinensis, 1467 nucleotides. NCBI's taxonomy places the organism in Eukaryota, Viridiplantae, Streptophyta, Magnoliopsida, Ericales, Theaceae. The record is from RefSeq and is a predicted model, not a curated record.
AUGGCUGGGUGCAAGGUUUAUGAGACGGAUGAGGCGUUAAACGAGAAAGAUUUUGAUAAGAUGGGUUUGAAAUACUUGGGAAAGAUCAAAAUUGAGAAGUUGAAAUAUUCUAUGGCUGCUCGAGCGCGAUUAAUGGCUCAAAUAAAGAUGUGGGCCAUUUGGGUAAUGACGGUAGUUUUGAUUUGGGGUUGUGCAGUGCAGCUAGCAGCACUGAAUCAGACAAGGUGGCUCAGGGUGGUGCAGCACUGGUCUUCUUCUUCUUCUAUUCCAUCUGCAAGGUUUUACAAGAGUAAUGGAUAUCUGAUGGUUUCAAGCAAUGGAGGACUAAACCAAAUGCGAGCCGGAAUUUGUGACAUGGUUGCUAUUGCAAGCUACAUAAAUGUCACACUAAUAGUUCCUGAACUUGACAAAACCUCCUUUUGGAAUGAUUACAGUGAGUUCAAGGAUAUAUUCGACGUGGAUUACUUCAUCACGUCCUUAAGAGACAAGGUUAAGAUACAGAGAGAGUUGCCUCCAAAUCUGAAGAAAAUAGUGGAGAUGGGCACAUUUUACUCCAUGCCACCAAUUAGCUGGUCUAACAUGUCCUAUUAUAGUAACACGAUUCUUUCUCAAAUAGAAGAGUAUGAACUUUUGCACCUCACUAAGACUGAUGCUCGGCUUGCCAACAACGGGCUUCCUUUGGAGGUUCAGAAGCUACGGUGUCGAGCAAAUUACAAUGCCCUAAGAUUCACUCCUGCCAUAGAGAAGUUGGGUAGAAAGAUAGUUGACCUUCUACGGCAAAAGGGUCCAUUUCUAGUUCUUCACCUUAGAUAUGAAAUGGACAUGUUGGCAUUCUCUGGUUGUACUCAAGGUUGCAAUGCUACAGAGGUUGAAGAGUUGACAAAAAUGAGGUAUGCUUAUCCAUGGUGGAAAGACAAGGUUAUAAACUCUACAAAGAAAAGAAAAGCAGGGCUGUGCCCUAUCACUCCGGAGGAAGCGGCUUUGACAUUGCGAGCACUGGACAUUGAUCAAAACAUCCAGAUUUAUAUUGCUGCUGGAGAUAUAUAUGGAGGAAAGACAAGGUUGGCGAGUCUAGCAGCGGCUUUUCCAAAUUUGGUGAAGAAGGAAACAUUACUUAAACCCUCAGAGCUAUUGCCCUUCCAGAACCAUUCAUCUCAAAAGGCAGCAUUGGAUUAUAUUGUUUCGGUUGAGAGUGAUAUAUUUGUCCCAACAUAUGGAGGCAACAUGGCAAAAGUUGUUGAAGGCCAUAGAAGGUUCCUGGGAUUCAAGAAAACAUUGGAUCCAAACAGAAAGAUUGUGGUGAAUCUGACAGACAAGUACAACAAAGGAAAAUUAAAGUGGGAAAAGUUUUCAGCUGUGAUGAAGGAAGCUCAUGCAAACAGGUGGGGGAAGCCGGCGGAUAGAGUUGUGAUUCCUGGAAAACCAAAGGAUGAGGACUACUUCUGGUCCAACCCACAAGAAUGCUGA